Molecule: messenger RNA, 881 nt
Organism: Clupea harengus (Atlantic herring)
Lineage: Eukaryota; Metazoa; Chordata; Actinopteri; Clupeiformes; Clupeidae
Gene: mia
Product: MIA SH3 domain containing
Biological process (GO): extracellular matrix organization
Molecular function (GO): protein binding
Source: RefSeq, a predicted model, not a curated record
AGGAGCCUGUGAAACUGCUCACCGUGCCUCCUGAUUUCUGCAAAACAAAUUUUCCUUUGCUUGAAAGGGACUCUUUGAGCUUGUGGGGCCUACUUUGUCAACAUACAGCAGGAGGUGGGGUGAAGCCCCCAAAUGAAGUCCCACCUCUGGCUUCAAUCCUCUGCAGACAGACAGAACAGCAGAGAGGAAGAUGGAGAAGCACGGCAUGAGCUGGUCGUCAGUUCUGGUGCUAUGUGGUCUGCUGCCUCUGAUUGCCCAGGCCGGAAAAGAGAUGCCCAAGCUCUCUAACAAGAAGUUGUGUGCUGAUGAUGAGUGCAGUCAUCCCAUCCUCAUUGCUCGCGCCCUCCAGGAUUAUUAUCCUCAAGAUUGCCGCUUCAUCCCUCUACGCCAGGGUCAACUUGUUUAUGUGUUUGCCAUGCUGAAGGACCAUGGUAACCUCUUCUGGGCAGGCAGUGUUCAAGGUUCUUACUAUGGAGAGCAGGAAGCGCGUCUUGGUCAUUUCCCGAGCAGCGUUGUAGAAGAAACUCAUGCCUUAAUGCCAGCGGAUGUCGAGGUGAAAACUACCAAAUGGGAUUUUUACUGUUACUGACUACUUUUCUGGUUUCACCAAAAAACGACGCCUGGAUGACACGCGAUUCUUUUGUGUAAGCACUGCUACUAUCUUGGGUCAAUGACCUCGGGGUUAUUUUUCUUUCUUUCUUUUUUUUGCGAAGGACCCUUCAUGGCUGUGAGCUGCCUAUUAAAUGUGCUAUGAACAAAACAAACACUCAAAAUAGCAGAUUCGGUUCUUAUUUAUCGUGCUUUAGUCACUGGAUAGAGUCAGGCUUGAGCAGACCAUUUCUGAUGUUCAAUAAAAAUAAAUAAAGCUGCUUUGAAAUGUG